This is a messenger RNA of Pogoniulus pusillus (Red-fronted tinkerbird), 9414 nucleotides long. It is a transcript of the gene FGD4, whose product is annotated as FYVE, RhoGEF and PH domain containing 4. Gene Ontology annotation, molecular function: zinc ion binding; guanyl-nucleotide exchange factor activity. The coding region runs from base 255 to 2942 and encodes 895 amino acids. The transcript has 18 exons. The record is from RefSeq and is a predicted model, not a curated record. Gene Ontology annotation, cellular component: cytoplasm. NCBI's taxonomy places the organism in Eukaryota, Metazoa, Chordata, Aves, Piciformes, Lybiidae. Gene Ontology annotation, biological process: filopodium assembly; cytoskeleton organization.
GAUUGCCUUUUUCACUUAGCAUUGAUUAAAAUUUAGAGAGGCAACAGCUUUAGCCUGAGUGAACCACUUAAUCUGGAUUUAUUAUUGCAGCUUCAUUCCUGGCACCAAAACUCACUUGUAAGCGCUAGGACUCAGCUACCUUCGAGAAUUUUCUUGCUGGAAGAAGGGAACUGCAUUACGGCCAAUUUCCUUUACGCACACUGAUAAAUCUUAUAGGAAUUGGGCCUCCCCGUUCAGGGAAGUCAUUUCAGAGGAUGAACGGAGCCGGCCGCACGCGGUUCAGGCGGGGAGCCAUCCGCAGGAAAUCCAGCCCCGCCGCUGUGCUGCUCGCCGCCGCCACCGCCGCCUCCAAUGGAGCAGUGCUCACCUGCCCCGCGGGGCCCCCAGCCCCGACCACACUUGCAGGCAGCAGCAUCUGUCCAAAGCUGUCUAGAUCUUAUACAGCAGGUGCCACAACCAGACUCUUUGAGGCGAAUGUACGCAAUGAAGCAACUCAGGGAAUAAAUGGAAGUGUGCCAGUCAAACAGCCCCCACGUUCAGCUUCAAAUCCAAAGCCACAAGUGCCUCCAAAGCCAGUUCAUCUACAGAAGGUAUCACCUGUUACAAACCAAACCCCUAGGAAUAAAGCUUUAUCAAAUCAGAAACCAAGAAUGGAGGAAGAGACACCCACCCCUGUUUCUAGUGCCACCAAGGAGAAGUCCAGUAAAGUGUCAGAUCUCAUCAAUCGCUUUGAGGGAGGCAGCCCGUUAAAUCCUAGUGAUUUGAAGAAAGAUCCCUCUGUUCUCCAUAUUUCUAAAUCUCAAGGAAGAUAUGGAUCAACACCACCACCUCAGCCAAAACUCCCCUCCCAGCUCUCACUACAAAAACAGGGAAACAGUAAUAACGACAACACUCAGGUUGCACAGCUACACACAGCCAAUGGAGUAGUAACUCAAGACCAGGCAGAAGAUGAGGACAGGAGAUUGCCAGACCGUGACUCUGCUGUGUCCACUCCAGUUCCAGAUAAUGCAAUCAACAGCAGCUUGAUAAAUGGAGAAAGAGAAAGUACUUCUGGAGAGUCAUUGCAAAGCCUAGCUGCCUGUGAAGGACAAAUGCUUAACAGCAGCUACAGGACUCCAAGCAGUGAUACACUGCUUCCAUCUGAAAAUGAAACUCAAGAAACAAUAGAAAUUGAUACUACCACGAGAGAAGAACCAACUGAGGAAGUCAGUAAGCAAGAGCAACCUGUAGAAGCAAAGGAGACAGAUGAACAGAAACGACACAAAAUUGCCAAUGAACUUCUGCAAACAGAAAAAGCCUACGUUAGCCGCCUUGACCUGCUAGAUGGGGUGUUCUAUUCCAGACUCCUUGAGGAAGCAAACAGAGGUUCAUUUCCAGCUGAAGUGAUUAACAAAAUCUUCUCUAAUAUUUCCUCAAUAAAUGCUUUCCACAGUAAAUUCUUACUUCCAGAACUCGAGAAAAGAAUGCAAGAAUGGGCUGCCACCCCCAGAAUUGGAGACAUUCUGCAGAAGUUAGCUCCUUUCCUCAAGAUGUAUGGAGAGUAUGUGAAGAACUUUGAUAAUGCAAUGGAGUUGGUGAAAACGUGGACUGAAAGGUCACCUCAGUUCAAAUUCAUUAUUCAAGACAUCCAGAAGGAAAAAGUGUGUGGAAAUUUGACAUUGCAACAUCACAUGCUAGAGCCAGUACAGCGCAUUCCACGCUACGAGAUGCUUCUGAAGGACUACCUAAGGAAGCUGCCUCAGGAUUCUCUAGACUGGAAAGAUGCUGAAAAAUCCCUGGAAAUUAUAUCCACUGCAGCAAGUCACUCUAAUAGUGCAAUAAGAAAAAUGGAGAAUCUAAAGAAAUUGUUAGAGAUAUAUGAGAUGCUGGGGGAAGAGGAAGACAUAGUGAACCCUUCAAAUGAGCUGAUAAAAGAAGGACAGAUCCUGAAACUCGCUGCUCGCAAUACCUCUGCUCAAGAACGCUAUCUUUUUCUGUUUAACAACAUGUUGCUCUACUGCGUCCCCAAAUUCAGCCUGGUAGGAUCAAAGUUCUCAGUUCGGACCAGGGUUGGCAUAGAUGGUAUGAAGAUCAUAGAAACUCACAAUGAAGAGUAUCCACACACCUUUCAAGUGUCUGGGAAAGAGAGAACACUGGAAUUGCAGGCCAGUUCUGAACAAGACAAGGAAGAAUGGAUAAAGGCACUUCAGAAUACCAUAGAAGCUUUUCAUCAGAGGAAUGAAACAUUCAGGAAUGCUAUUGCUAAAGAAUACGAGGACACACCUGUUGAGGUUUCUAAUGCUGAGCUUGGGAAGAGAGCACCAAGGUGGAUACGAGACAAUGAAGUAACUAUGUGCAUGAAAUGCAAGGAGCCCUUUAAUGCGCUGACAAGAAGGCGGCAUCACUGCCGAGCAUGUGGACAUGUGGUUUGCUGGAAAUGUUCUGAUUACAAGGCACAUCUGGAAUAUGAUGGCAAUAAAUUGAACAAAGUCUGUAAGGAUUGCUAUCAUGUUAUAAUUGGUUGUACAGACAGUGAAGAAAAGAAAAGGAAGGGCAUCUUGGAGAUUGAAUCUGCAGAAGUCUCUGGGAACAGUGUCAUAUGUAGCUUUCUUCAGUACAUGGAAAAAUCAAAGCCCUGGCAGAAAGCAUGGUGUGUCAUACCUAAGCAGGAAGCUCUUGUGUUGUACAUGUAUGGUGCUCCACAGGAUGUUAAAGCUCUAGCUACAAUUCCACUAUUGGGCUAUACAGUAGAUGACACUCCGAGAAGUGCUGACCUCCCACACAGCUUCAAACUGACCCAGUCUAAGUCUGUGCACAGCUUUGCUGCAGACAAUGAGGAAUUGAAACAGAAAUGGCUAAAAGUUAUCCAUUUAGCUGUCAAAGGUGAGACAUCAGAAUGUCAGAAUGAACUGCAAGGGAAUUUAGAAGAGCAACCUGAAUCUACUAAAACAUCUGAAUGCUGAAGCUCGAGAGCACCUGAUACUUUUAAAACACUUCAUUUGGAUUUGUGGUUAACCUUUGUGUUAACCUUUCUUUGCUCAAUCAAGAAAAACAAACAAAACACCCAAAACAAACCUUCUUACUACCAUACACUUCUUAGCACUUUAUGUUUGGGAAAAAUUCUGGUCUCUUAGGGAUUUUUUUUUUCUUAUAUUUAUGUUCUGUCAAUAAAAGUGAUGUACAGGUCCAUUUCAGAGACUUCUGGAAGAAUGUGAAUGCUGUUAAAAAUACUUACUAAUGUUACUGUAUGACUUGCUUAUCGUGAUGCAGUUCCUCUUUGGUUUUAAUCCAGUUGCUCUUCAGUUAAUGUUUGUUACUUCUAUUAAGAAUGCCAAUAUUGAAGCUUCCUACUUAACACGUUAAGACUUUGCAACAGGAUAUAAAAGAUAUACCUCCACAUUGCCAAAAUAUAUCUGUAGUGAAAUAUGCAGGGACAGUUUGGUUUACUGUAUGUAGUUUAUAGAUGGAAUUCCACAGAUCUGUACAUAGGUGGUGUUCCUUUGUCUCUUUUUAAUGAAUGCAAAUGGCUUUCACAGUUACAUUGGCUUUUAAAGUUUCAAUUUAUCAAUGAAACAAUCUAAUGAUUUUUUUUUUUCAGUCUAGAAAGGAAUACCUAAAAUACAAGAAACCAAUAUAUAUGUACAGUGUUAAAAGUGUACAAUACUUGAUCUUUUGCUUUGAUUCCAUGAUGCUGAGUUCCUCUUAGUGAGCAACUUAUUUUAAAAGCAUGUUUUCUGUUUCAAAUUAAACAUGGUCCUAAAUUAACAAAUACUGCUCAGUGGUUUGUUUUAAUAGCUGACAUUUAAUGCUCUUGAUAUUUUUUAUGCAGUAAAAAAGAAAUUAGCAGUAAGGUAAAUGGCAUGCAAUGGGCAAGUUGUGUUUGAAAGAGUAGUCAUUUUUUUUUUUUUCAGUGUCCUAUCACUUUUAUCUUGAAGGAGUGAAGUAGUUAAUGACUAAAAUGCAGUAGGUGGUUUGGAAAAGCACCAGAUUCUAGCAAUCUUCUGGCAAUGUGUAAUGUUGCUGUUACGGCUAUCAGAACAAAAGAACGUUUUGAAUUUGAAUCUUUUAAUUUUUGAGGAGAUUAGAUGCUGUGACACUUCUUUAUGACAAUAGUUUUUCAAGCACUGUUGUUGCAAAGCAGAGCCUGCUUUAUACGAAGCUAACGUGAGGUCUGAGCCGGCAAAUUUCAAGUCGCGCUGACUGAUGUCACUUGCGUUAAGCUUAUCAGCAUAAGGACUCGUUUGCUCUACAGUAUUAAAUCACUUAUGAACCUCUGUUUUUAUACAUAGAGGUAAAUGACCUCCCUAACGUUUUUUUUUCAGUAAUAUUCUUGUAUAUGACAAAUUCAGAGAUAGUGAUUGACUGUCAAGUAGACAAUUAAAAUCAUUGCUAGCUUUCUUUUUCUGACCCCUUAAAGGAAGGAAAAUAUGUACCUUCUACAAUCAAAUGGUCAUAAGAACAUCCAGGAGUCUUACUUCUCAGUGUAACUGCAAUCUGUAUUUUAAAUCAUGUCAGACCCAAAUAAGUCCCUUCCUAGAUUUCUUAUAGGUCCCCUUCAGAAACUGGAAGGCCACUGUAAGUUCUCCCUGGUCCUUCCUUUUCUCCAGGCUAAACAGCCCCAACUGUCUCAGCCUGUCCCCAUAGGGUGUUAGCAACACAAGGGCAGAUUAAAAUUGUUGGGUUUUUAUAACAAGAUUUCAAGUCCAGUUUUGUUAGCAACACAAGGGCAGAUUAAAACUGUUGGGUUUUUAUAACAAGAUUUGCAAAGUAUUCGCUGAACUCCCAUUCUCUUCCUGCAACACUAUAGGGAAAAACCCCACCUCAUUUAGCAUUUAACAGAGUAUUGUUAAAGUAACCUCUGCUUUUAGUGUCAAGCAUACAUGAGUAUGCACUUUCUGUCCUUUGGUAAGAAGUACAUCACACGACUUAGUGGCUGAAUUGUGCUCUCUGCCUGCACAAAUCCAAAAUCUACCAUAGCCUUUGCACUCCAAAGCUUUAAAGUAGUGUUAGUAAUUAUCAGGACCUACCUUUGUAGAUUACUAACUCUACAAAUCACUUGGUGCAUGUUAUUUCUGAAUUACUCCUUGAGUGCUCAAUUGCUUUUAUCUCAUGUGCAAACUCUUCUGUAAUUCUCUAAGAGAUUUGAAGUUACUUCUACUGUCAGCUGUAUUUAUCUUUAUUUAUGGGCAGCUCAAGCCCAUUUCAGUUCAUGUUGGUGAGUGCUAUCAAAAUUUUGUCUGGGUCUCCCUAGCUCAUAUGUGUUGUCUUGUGUGUAUCUUGGUGAGGGAUAGGGGAACAUUCAGGUAAGCAAGAACCCCUCUCCGUGGCUAACUUUCUUUCAUCAUCACCUCCUGAAAGAAGGUAUAUUUAAAAAGAGUCUCAAUUGUGGCAUCUGGAGAGUGAUCUUAGCACAUCCUAAUGUAUACAAACAUUGUUUCCCACAUUCUAGUUGUUGAUUGUAAGGGGCAAAUCUGCCUUAGAGGAGUCCCCAGAUAAGAUGGCUGAGAUAUUCUGGUAAUAAUAAUAUGAUAUGAUUGUAAUCAUGUAGUGUAUUCUGUUGCCUGAGCUCCUGCAAACUUAAUUCUGAGCCAAGUAAGAGACAUAUUCCACUUAAAUCAUGAGGGAAAUGUUUAGAAGCAGCAACUCCCAGACUGCUUUAUUGUUACAGUGGUAUUGAGUAUCUGAAGAUACUUGAAUGAUUUCAGCAUCUCCUAGACAAAGCCCUGCAUUUGGGCACAAACAAUUUGAAAUGAGGUUAGCAUUGGGAGCUACUUAUUGAGAUGUUAGCCUCAUAGUUGCUCUCAGUCGUUUCAGUUUCUAUAGUGCAGAAUAUUUUGCAUACUCUAAUGAAACCUAUAUCAUGCUCUCAUUAUCAAUCUCUUGGUCAGAAUUGUUCGGAGUCAGAAUGUCUUGGUGUGGUUCUGUGAGUAUUGUGUAGGAAAAUCAUGUCCCAGCAAUAUUAAAAGAGGUCAGAAGAUGGAGACUUUGCUUCUGGAUUUAGCCACCCAUGCUGUUUUACUUCAUUAUCCACAGAUGAGCUCUCCUACAGCAGCCCAUGCUAUGAACUCUAAAUUACAACCACAGAGGAACAAAUUCAAAGUAGCAGCUGCUGAGGCUUAACUAUCAUGAUCAAAACAGUCAUGACUUCAGCUGUUAAAUACUGAAGACAAAAAAAAAGAGGCAUUCAUUUUAGUACCAUACAGCUGUGUGUGUAAGGAUAAAGUGAGCAUUCAUUCAUAAUACAUGAAUGCAUGUGAAUAGCUUUGCCAUUCUUGUGUCCAAGAAAUGCCCAUUUCUCACUUUAAAAGUGAUCAAUCUUCUGUGCAAUUUAAAGCAGAUCAAAAGUUACUUUGUGGAGUUUUAUCUGUGUUCAUCCAGAACAAUGACUCAUUUUAUUCUUAAUGUGUUUGGAACAUAUUCAUGUAUUUUCAUAAUGACUUAACAUUGUUCCUCUAUCAUGAAAAAAGUAAGUGUGAUAGCUGCAUGUCUGCACCAUCCUUCCAGAUCCAGUAAAAAAUGUUUUCUGCUAUCAGGUACUCUUGCUUGAUUGAAGAGCUACUGUAAAAUCUGUAGCAUUUGGUACUUUCAAGCCUCUUUACACUGACUAGCUUUGCUUAUUCUAAAAUCUAUUUAAUUCUUAUGUGCAAAGUAGAUAUUAAGAAAGAGAAAAUUAUCUUCUGUUUAGAGUAAAACAUGAAACCACUUAAAGUGCAUCUGAUACAGAGUGGCACCUUUUUAUGCAAAACCAUCUCAAAGUGCUUUAGGAGUAUCCUCAAAGAUUUUAAGCUCCUUUUAUAGAAAAGAGGCUUUUUAUUCUUCACAUGUUUAAAUUGUGGAUGAAGCCAAGGUACUGAUGAAAUGUAGGAUAGAUACACUACUACCUGAGUGCAUUUUAGAUGGCUACAGAAGGAUGCUCUAAGAAGUUAUGAAUGGAGUCAGGAGGAGGGGAAAUAAUUAAUAAAUCUAUGUAUACAAAAAUAAGUUGGGAAGAUGUGGAAAGACUUGACAGAUUCUUUGGGUUUUGUUGGUUUGGAGUAUUCAAAACCUAGAUAUAUAUCACACAGCCAGUAUAAAAACUGGUCAAUGUUUCCUUUCUAAACAAGAUCACCUAAAAUGAACAGGGCUUUAGUAGUUCCUUAUAUUGCAGGAAAAGCUUUCAGGAAAGAAGUAAACAUUCCCUGUAGAUUGUAGUUCUAAGCAAUAAAAAGGGAGCUUCAUCCAUAAGUCUGUUUGGAGUUGUUUAGCUGGUGUAAUCUAUCAUAGGCUUGUUGCAGCUGUUCUGAUUUCAGAGACUUAAAUUCAUGUACAAUCUGCCUUAGAUUAUACAAAAAAUGUUGUGGAAAACCAAGAUUUCAACAGUUUGAGAGCUGCUGACUUACUAUGUCUCAUCUGGAAUCACAGUGCUGAGCUGAACUUCAGAUGAGUUUCUGUUGGAGGCAAUUGACAUAGGAGAAAAUUGACUACCCCUAAGACAAUUCCAUUGGUGACAUGGGCAUCAUUCUUAGGCUGUGGUGUGCUCUUCUUUCUAAUCUGAAAUUAAAUACAGGGUAGGUGUGUUGGUUAUAUGGUUAUUUCCUCCAGUCUGUGGCUGUGUUGGAAUAACAUGGUAGGUUUAUUGGUUAUGUGGUUAUUUCCUCCAGUCUGUAUGGUUAUUUCCUCCAGUCUGUGGCUGUGUUGGAAUAACAUGGUAGGUUUAUUGGUUAUGUGGUUAUUUCCUCCAGUCUGUAUGGUUAUUUCCUCCAGUCUGUGGCUGUGUUGGAAUAACAUGGUAGGUUUAUUGGUUAUGUGGUUAUUUCCUCCAGUCUGUAUGGUUAUUUCCUCCAGUCUGUGGCUGUGUUGGAAUAAUAUGGUAGGUGUAUUGGUUAUAUGGUUAUUCCCUCCAGUCUGUAUGGUUAUUUCCUCCAGUCUGUGGCUGUGUUGAAAUAACAUGGUAGGUGUAUUGGUUAUAUGGUUAUUUCCUCCAGUCUGUGGCUGUGCUGAAAUAACAUGGUAGGUGUAUUGGUUAUAUGGUUAUUUCCUCCAGUCUGUAUGGUUAUUUCCAACAGUCUGUGGCUGUGUUGAAAUAACAUGGUAGGUGUAUUGGUUAUAUGGUUAUUCCCUCCAGUCUGUAUGGUUAUUUCCUCCAGUCUGUGGCUGUGUUGGUGUAAGGAAUUUGCCUGGCUGGUUCUGACCUGUAGUGAACUGUGUUCCUGGGAUAGGAGUUUUAAUCUGCUAGUCAGUUUGUUCCUUAUAUCCUUUUCCUUCUACAGAACAUAACAUUAACUUAAGGAUUGUAUAUGGGUGUAUAUAUACACAUAUGCAUGUGUGUGUAUAUGUGUAUAUAUAUGUGUAUUUCUAUCUUUGAGACUAUUAUUCAGAUGACCUGUUUUCAAACAGUAUUUUACAACAAAAUACACUGUGCUGCAUUCAGAAAACAGUCCACAGUGACUGUGUUGAAUAUGCUCUUCAGAAGUAAAAAAAAACCCAACAGCAGUAGAUCUGCUUUUGUGGCAUGUUUACUAUUUCAGCCUACUUUAAAAAACCAAAUAACCAAACAGAGCAAACAAAAAACUCCAAACAAACAAAACAUCAAACCAGUAAAAACCAACACACACACACAAAGUUCAGGAAGGCAUUUCUUCUACUUCCUUUUAAAUCUUGUGAUUACUUUUCUUCCUAGACUUAAGUAUGGCAUUUUGCUCUUUCACCCCUUCUUCUUAACAGGAAAGCAGAAUGUGGUUUUCCUUCUACUUAAUUUUUCAAGCAGACUUCUUUGAAUGAAACAUGGUUUUAGCCACUGCAUAACAGCAACCUACUUCAGUUUUAUAGUUCAUCCUUGUAGGUUCAUUAAUUACUGAUGGUGAUAACAUUUGGAAAAGAGGGAACUGUGUCAAAGCUUUUUUUGCAUGCAUCUGCCUUGGUGUUUUUAAGAAAGAAGAAUAUGUGUUGCAUACAGGGAACAGUUUGCAAUACAGUUAUCAGGUUAUUCAAUUAGCAUAUUUUCUAUCCUGCAGCCCUCAAGGCAGGUUAGUGCACUAAUUUUGGUGGGAGCUGGAUCAGCUGUAACAUUUGACAUCAGAAUCAUAAGGCAUACAUCAAAUUCCUUUUAUUAUGGCAACAUUUCUGGGUUUAAUUGUGAAAAACACUUCUUAAAAUUACAACACUGGGAAGAGGUGUAAAUCUGCUCUGGUUUUGCAAUAAAGUGAAGAAUACUAAAAAGGUGAAGUACAAAUGCUGUUUUAAGUUGUGCAAAUGUAAGUGGUCAUUUUUAUGGUUAAGAAAUGUAUGAAUGUAAAAAAAAAAAAUCAGAUAUUGUACAUAUUUCCUGUAAUAUAUGUAUAUUUGGUCAUAAGGUGGGUGGAGAGUUGUAAAAAUUAAGCACUUUAAUUCCUGUUGAGUACUUAAAAAGAAAUUUGUAUCCUGUAAAAUAAAAGCAUCAUUAAAUAAGUAAAAUAA